AUGGUUACAUUCACUGGACAUGACGUUCGGGCAACGCUUUCCCACUCCACGCAUGAGCACGGGCUUAAGCUGGUAGCCAUGGACAAGCUGUUCCAGUGCGACGGCUGCAGGCAGAUCGGCGACGAGCUCAGAUUCCGGUGCGAGCAAUGCGACUUCGACCUCCACAUAUGCUGCGCUCAAUCGCCCACGCGCGUCGAGCCCUCUAUGUUCGAGGGCCGUGCGCUCACCCUUUUCCAGAGCCGCCCGGCGAGCGCGAACAACCCAGGCGGUGUUAUUCCGAUCUGCGAUGUCUGCGGCGACCCGGUGUGCGGCUUCCUGUACCACAACCGCGAGCACGACCUCGACCUCCACCCUAUGUGCGCAUUCCUGCCGAAGCGCGUGCGCGUCGAGGAGCAUGAACUCGAACUCCACCAGGCCGCCGGCCAUAACUGCGGGUUGUGCGGGAAGGAUGGGUACCUCGGCAAGUACAUGGCAUACCGAUUCCAGGACGACGACGGUCAGCUUGCGUACGUUCACGUGGUGUGCUUGAUGGAGGCGAGCUACUCCAGCGACGGUCACGUCGUGCAGGGGACCUCCACCACGACAGGGGAGCUGGCAACGCUGCAGAAUGCGCCCAGGCGGUCCGGCGGGUUCAGGCGUUUCUGCAAAGUCGCCUUCCGCAUCGUGCGGGUCAGCUACUCAGUCGCCACUCUGGACCCCGUGGGAGUUUUCACAGCGAUUGCAAGCUGA
Messenger RNA from Triticum turgidum subsp. durum (durum wheat), 729 nucleotides. NCBI's taxonomy places the organism in Eukaryota, Viridiplantae, Streptophyta, Magnoliopsida, Poales, Poaceae. The record is from the annotation of a GenBank genome assembly.